CAUUUGUACCUGGUAGUGUUCGUUAGAUGCUGAUUAUUCAACCUACCAGCCUACCAGGGCAGGAGCAAGCCCUCUAUCAAACCAAAACUAGAAACAAACAUAAUCAACAGUCCAUAUUGAUGGAUUACUGCAGUCGCUAUAAAGCUAGGUUAGGGUUUGGAUCCCAAUGAAUUCCGAAGGACGUAAAUAUGCAAAUUUCCCCAGGGGUUCAAGGGCUAGUUCAUGCUUAUUUACAUAAAAUCUAUGGUUAAAUCGCAAGGUGUUUUCCCGAGGUCGAAACCAAUCAAACCAAUGAGUAAAACACACGUGUAACUCACAGCCGGCAAAAUAAGGCCAUCGACAGGACCUCCAGUAGACCAGUGAUUUUGAAAUAAAAACAUGAUAUCUUGAAGUUGGAAGUAAGCAAUGACUCACCCGAGAACGGGGCAACCACUUUUAUUUCAAAGAAAUAAUGCAACCUGCUGGGAUUGCAGUGAUCCUGGGGACCUGGUCAUCUGUUUAUCUUCUUGAUGCAUUCUUAAAGUCAAACAAGUCAACAGCUAGACCAUACAUUGAGUUUUUAGAGAGGACAGGAAUCUCAUUAUCAGUUGGACAAAUAAGAUGGUAUACAAAAUGUCUGAACCGGGUGUUUCUAAGGAUGGGGCAGUGGAAACCAAGAUAUCUUCGGACUUGGUUUACUGCAGGAGUCGUCUUUGGAAUGGUCGCCAUGUUGCUGUCUGUAUGCCUGUUGACACUCAUGGUAUACAAUACCCUAACAAGACAGCACAUAGAGCAACAAGUGUUAACUCCUGUGAUGCCUGGUGUGAAUCUUCCUAUGAACCAAAUCUUCUACUAUCUGCUGACUCUUCUUGUAUGUGGAAUUUUACAUGAAGUAGGCCAUGCAGUGGCUGCAGUCAGGGAGCAAGUGAGAGUAAAUGGAUUUGGGAUAUUCAUACUGGCUGUAUACCCAGGUGCAUUUGUAGAUCUGUAUACAGAACAUUUGCAAGUGAUCUCACCAAUCAGACAGCUCAGAAUAUACUGUGCCGGAGUAUGGCACAACUUCAUUAUUGUUAUUGUUGCACUGCUAGUAUGGUUCCUUUUACCCUGGAUGCUGAUGUUGUUUUACUCCUCCGGUACUGGAGUUGCUAUAACAUAUGUAUUACAGGGGUCAGCAGUGUCAGGUCCAAGGGGACUGGUCACUGGAGACCAUGUAACCAGUAUAAAUCACUGUAGAGUGACCAAUGUGGAGGACUGGAUGCAGUGUAUUGGGCAGAGUAUGAAGGACCCAUCCAGUGGCUACUGUAUGCCAGUAGGAGAGAUUGGAGUACAGGAUGUGUCAUAUAACCAAAAUUAUGUGACUGUCAUGGGAAAUAUAGAGUGCUGUAACAGUACAAGCAGCACUCACCUUUGUUUCUUGUAUCAUACCAAAGCUAGUCCCAAUAAGUUAAAACAUGCCUGCCUGCCUGCACGCAGUACAUCUGAUCGUCCUCCGUGCAGACUGCAGAGUGAUUGCAGAAACCCCAAAGUCGAGACAGCAUGUGUCUACCCCUCACUGGAUAACAGCACCACAUUCCUCAAAGUGUACAGAUAUGGAAAGGCACCUUUGCUUUUUCUGGGUCAUCCACUGGACUUGCAUUAUUCAGUUCAUAUCAGCAACUAUGUUCCUGUGGGGGUCUUCAUACCAUUGAACAUGCCAUAUGUGAUUGAAACCUUUUGUCAAUAUUUAAUAUCAUUAUCCGGGGCUCUAGCAAUAUUGAAUGUGGUUCCAUGUUAUGCGUUAGAUGGACAGUGGAUAUUACUGGCAUUUAUUGAGUACACACUGAGGUCUACCAUACCAGAUAGUGACAUACGUGGGCUAAUCUACUCUGUGAUAAUUCUUUUUGGGACUCUGUUAUUGACAGCUAACAUUGUGAUUGCAAUGUGGACAUUGUUUGCAACUUAGUUUUUGUAAUCCUGAAAUUUUUAUAAUAAAUUUGUAAUCAUGGAAAAGCCAAAGUGGUAAUUGCAAUAUGUGACUCUGUUUUGGCUAAGUUCACACAAAAGAAAAAUAAUUCAACAGAUUUUCAUGAGUACAAACUCUCUCUGCUGCAGUUAGGCGGAUGAACCUUGGGUCAACAGCAUGAACAGGUAGAUGGGAUUUAACUAAAAUUAUUACAAGUCAAUUGUGAGUGUUUUUCUCACAGGAAAAGAAGUUAAUUACAAAUUAUACAAAGUGAGUUGAAUAGAAAAUUAUAUGAUUGAAAAGUGGUACUUCUCUGCUGACUGACGUGCAAUUUGUAAAAUAAUUUGUAAUAAGUAAGCAAUGCCAUGUGUGUGUUACCACAGUAAGUGUUAUAAUUUCAUUGCUUUUUAAUUAUUAACUAAUCAGUCUGUUGAGCUGUUAAUGUGACAUUUAUAACCUUUGAGUGUGGAAACUGCCUUCUGCCAAUCAAAUGGCAUUUUAAGCAUUUUUUCAAACAUUAACAUUUCUCAUUCCUUACUCAUUUAAAAAGAUUCUGUUUACCAUGUAACAUAAAGCCCGACUGCCUGUCAUUAUCAGCCUUCUAGUCUAGAUUUAGCAGUUGUGGAGCAUGAGGCUCCCACUGUGUAAAACUUGAAAACAACAGUACUGACUUGAUGGCUGAGUUGAAUUUUUUCACUGCAGUGUUGUUUCUAGCAUUCUUUUUAUGUACAAAUGUGGAUAUGAACAAUCAUGUCAGCUGUUAGAAUGUUGUAAUAGUUUUAGGAAAUUAUUGUUAUGACCAGAAUGCUUAAAAUGGGUGUAUGUACAUUUAAAGUAAGUUAUGUUAAACUUUGGUGUCAUAGAGGUGGCAGAGAAAUGAAGACAUUAAUCUUGAAUGUUGUAUAUAUAUGGUUCUUAAUGGCCUUUUCAAAAUGAAGAUUAUUUUACAUAUAAAGUAGAAAGAACAAAACAAGUGUAACAUUUCAAAUAUUUCACAAAUGCCAGGUGUAUUUAAGUCAGGUUGAAGACAUUCCAAAUGUUCAUAGUAAAAGUAGACCCAACAUUAUUUCUGGAGUAUUUUGAAAGAUGAUUAAUAUUAGGCUACUCAUCCUGACAGCAUACUGAGCAUUAUCCAAAUAGCAGGCAUGUGUGAAUUGUUUUUAAUUUUAAAAAAAUACCAACAAGCUGGAACUUGGACUACCUGGCAGUCUAAAUUACUUAAGUAUAUUAACUGUGUUCAACAGAGUCAUGUAUCUUACCUUCUCACAGGGAUACUUAAAACAAUUUUUAAAUGGAAGAUGGUGGACCAGCAUAUGUUUGCUCUACCCUCUUCAAAGGUUCUAUCUUUAGUUAACUUAUCUAAAUUGCAUGAAAGUAUUGGAACUGGAUCCCAGUCAGACAUUAAAGGUUAAUAUUGUUUGGCCUAAUUUGUGCAACCAUGUUAAUGGGAUAUUGUGAAAAUAUGGGGACCAUAAUGGUGGCAAUUAUUCCUUGUAAUAGAAGCACUUUUAAAGCUACAGUAACUUUUAUAAUUUGAAUAAAAAUGAAUAUGUUUUAGAA
This is a messenger RNA of Lingula anatina, 3481 nucleotides long. Its product is annotated as membrane-bound transcription factor site-2 protease. The record is from RefSeq and is a predicted model, not a curated record. Gene Ontology annotation, cellular component: membrane; cytoplasm. Gene Ontology annotation, molecular function: metalloendopeptidase activity; protein binding. Gene Ontology annotation, biological process: membrane protein intracellular domain proteolysis; regulation of response to endoplasmic reticulum stress. NCBI's taxonomy places the organism in Eukaryota, Metazoa, Brachiopoda, Lingulata, Lingulida, Lingulidae.